AUGGGAGACCAACAACAGGCCCGCGGCGGAUGGUGGACCAACCCCCACGACCCCGAGUCCACGGAUCCGGAGUUGCUAAAACAAAAUUCAGAGAUACGCACAUUCAAAACAGAUCGCUACACUUAUGCUGAUAUCCGCAUAUUCUACAAACGGCAUCAACAGGCAGACCAGCUGCCCAAGCCACCCAUCCCCUUGCUCGUCUUCAUUCACGGGCUGGGAGGCUCAGUGGCACAAUUUCACCCGCUGCUGACCAGCCUUGUCCACAUCUCAUCAUGUCUGGCCAUCGACCUGCCCGGAUGUGGGCGAUCCAAGUUUGCACAGACGUCAUGGGAUGCCUACAGUCCGGAAGCACUGGCCGAGCUGCUGGAAGUCAUCAUUGACGAGUACCGCCAGAAGGAGCCUGACCGCAACGUGGUUCUCAUCGGCCAUAGCAUGGGCACGACGAUGUGUGCACAACUGGCUAGCCGUAACACUACGCACCGAACAGAUUUAAGAACACACAUCGUGGGACUCGUAGCGAUUUGCCCCGUCUCUGGACCUCCACCAGCUGACAAGACGGCGCUGUUCCGCAAGCUUUUGUGGGUUCCCGGCUGGCUUUUCGAUCUGUGGAGGGCCUAUGACCGAUGGGGAGGACCGCAGAGUGCCAGCGUGAGCCGGUUUGUCGGACCGGGAGCAGACCUCGAGCUGCGCAAGCUGCAAGACCGGUUUAACAACCAGAGUCGCACACCGGUAUGGCGCCGUAUGGCUUGGGGGUCUUUACCCACGUUCAAGAAUGGCGUUGCCAGGGGUGGCGUCCCCGGAAAGGACGUAUGGGCCGGCGUUGACGUACCCGUAUACCUUGUUGGCGGGGAGGCAGACAAACUAACCCCUCCUGGUGAAGUCGGCAAGAUCGAGGAGUAUCUUCAAACCAAGGCACCGCUGUCACCAGAGACGGGUUCGGAAGAUGGCCAUGAGACCGUCGUCGACUCUGCUGCGCCAGUCAACACCUCCCAAAACGUCACCGAUUAUGUGCCUGAGAGCAUCGACGACAUCCGAGAUGAGGACUUCCAGCGAGACAGACGACUGGAUGAAGGUGCAGACACGACUGAGGACCCCUCUACGCCAGAUGAAUCAUCUCCUGCAAACCUUCCGCCUCAGCCUCGACAUCCCACCAAGGUGGUCAAGUCAAUCAUCAUCCCGGCGCCUGCCAAUCACGCUGUACUGUUCAUGCCCUCGACCGCUCGGGUUCUCGCCCAUCACAUUUCCGACUUCCUAGCCUGUCACGUCACCGGUCGCUUCUCCCUGAAAUGGCAGCUGCAGUACCUCUCGCGUGAGGGCAAAUGGGACGUGAAGAACCUAGCCAAGUGGAAGAAUGUCGUACCGGUAUCGCUCCCGAUAGGGCCCAAGGGCAAGCCGGCCGUCUUCCGGGCGAUGAAGACUUUGCGGGAAGCCGACGAUGUACACUGCCCUGCCGAGUUCGUCAAGAACUGGGGCAAGAUUAUCAAGGACGUUGUUGACAUCAGUCACGACCAGCCUGUCUACGACCCUAGAAGCAUGGAGAAGGGCGGCGUGCGCUACCACAAGUUCGCCACGGUGUCCAAGGUUCCGCCCAGCGAGGGAGAAGUUGCGCAUUUUGUGGCGCUUGUGGACAAGUUGAGGGAAGAGCAGAAGAAGAGAGCUGAGGAGGAAAGAUGGGAAGCGGUCAACGGAGAAAACCAGGUCAUUGGUGUUCACUGCCAUUACGGAUUUAACCGCACGGGUUACUUUAUUGUAUGCUACCUGGUCGAGCGGUGCGGACUAGGUGUGCAGGAGGCCAUCGACACGUUUGCGGAGGCGAGACCUAAUGGGAUCCGACACUCGCAUUUCUUGGACAAACUACAUGUACGAUAUUCAGGGGCGAGGAAGACAAGCGAGGGGGCGGAAGCGUCAUAG
Molecule: messenger RNA, 1911 nt
Organism: Colletotrichum chrysophilum
Lineage: Eukaryota; Fungi; Ascomycota; Sordariomycetes; Glomerellales; Glomerellaceae
Exons: 1
Coding region: 1-1911 (636 amino acids)
Biological process (GO): dephosphorylation; 7-methylguanosine mRNA capping
Molecular function (GO): mRNA guanylyltransferase activity; protein tyrosine/serine/threonine phosphatase activity
Source: RefSeq, a predicted model, not a curated record